GCAUCUGUUACCCGUAGACCGCAAACGCGCGCGGUUUCAUGAGGACCUCAUCAUUGUUCCAACUGUGCUUGAGAGGCCGAAAAAAGAACUCAUUUGUCAAGCCACUGUGGGAUCACUGUAAAUAUGAGCUGAUGAAUCGUACAUGCUGUGCAGCAAAGAGACUUCCAUGCUCCCUUGCUGCCGACCUUCUCUGGCGCUGUAUAUGAUAAGUAGAACAUUGAGAUCAGGAAUCGGACCCCGUCCCUUCUACGUCCAUCAUCUGGAGCUCGCCGUUUGGUCACAGUCAAUAUGCCCGCAAGCAUUUUUGUCAACGUUCUUGUGCCAACGCUACAGGCCAACGCCGAGAUCUUCAUCACAACGCUCAGCGGGGCCCUGCUAGGAAGAAUUGGAGUCUUGACAUCCGACCUGCAAAAGGGCCUGGCAAAAGUCAGCUUUUGGCUUCUCACCCCAGCUCUCAUAUUUUCUAAGAUUGCCUCGACUGUAGACUCUCAGCGGUUUAUCUCACUAUGGCCCAUUCCCGCCCUCUUUGUCUUCAGCUCCCUCAUUUCCUACGCACUGUCGUUGAUCGGAUGCCGAUUUCUGCGCGUCAGUCUUCAGAACCAACGUUUCAUCACGGCGGCAAUCGUAUUUACCAACACCGUUACAAUCCCGGUGCCGAUCAUCACCGCCUUGACACCAUUUACGCCGCUCCUUGUUCUCGCAGGCCAGACUCCGGCGGACGCCAUCUCGAGCGGCGUCAGCAUGGCCUUAUUUUUCACACUCUUUUCCCACGUGUUUCGCUGGAGCAUUGGCUAUCGUUUACUGGAUGCUCCCGCAGAGAAGGCCAUGCAAAAGUUGAAGGACGAUCCGGAGAUGAAUUCCACUCUCGAAGGUCAAGAACUCAAACCUCGAGGUGUCGAUCGGAACGAAAUCGAACUUUACAAGAAAGGGUUUGACGUUGUUCCGGAAGCUGACAUACAGGCGACGAGCCAGCUCGCGCGUGCGAGCUUGACGGGGAGGUAUCCCGAGAACCUCCCAUUCCUCACCAACCACUCCGAUGAGUCGCCUGCGUCUGUGCCCGGCGGCAACUCGCUGGGUCGCCCACUGCCCAUUCAUCCGCCGGUGGCACGGCGCAUUUCGGACGCAUGGACGGGGAGUCGUCGAGGGUCAGCUGAUGACAUCGAAAGCGUUGCGUUGAUAAACAGGGAAGAGAUGAAAAAAGCCGACGAACAAAGCAGCGCUCCGCCGGAGUCAACGGAACCGGCGGCCGCACCAGGACCGGGGUCCAUAUUCAAAAAGAUUGUAUUGAAAUUCUGCGAUUUCAUGAACCCACCCUUCCUCUCGGCUCUUGUCGCAUUGUUUAUUGGAUUCCACCCAUCGUUGCAAACUUUUUUCUUCAAGAAGGCAGGCUCUUCGAUUGGUGCUAGCCUAACGUCCGUCGGUGAGACGUCCAUCCCUUUCCAACUGAUCCAGCUCGGCGGACGCCUGCAACGCGGCCCAACUAGAGAUUCCACGACGACUAUGCCGAACAGGGCGAUCGCGUUUGUUGUAUUCUGCCGCUUGGUUCUCGGCCCACUGAUCGGACUCGCAUUCGUUGGCCUGCUCACGAUCGCCAAGAUUGCGCCAAAAGACCCAAUGCUCAUUUUCGUCCUCCUCAUGGAGUCUAGUACUCCACCCGCUUUGAACCUUGCCGUCAUCGCCGAGCUCCACGGCAUGGGAGAAAAAGAUAUUGCAAACCUCCUGUUCUGGAACUACGCUAUCGCAAUACCCGGCGCGGUGCUCACGGUGCUGCUUUAUCUGGUCCUCAUCCCAUCGUUUGUACGAUGAGAUGACGGACGGGCCACAUCAGUUUAUUUUGACAUUUUCGUUAUAGUAUGAAGUUUUCCAUUGCCGAGCUUCGUUGUCAUUUUUACAAUUGAUUUCAAUGACGAAGGCGCUAAUGUAGAUAUCGCUUAGGCCCUCUUCGGUCUUGUUAUGUUUCGAUCUUGUUCACUGAGUAUGAAUUGUACCGCAAGGUAGUCAGCUAAGAGACUAUACAAUUCCUCUGUGAACAAGGUUCUUACAACCCUAAAUUCUAUCGUAUGGUUUGUGCUAUGGUGUCUGCGCUC
This is a messenger RNA of Fimicolochytrium jonesii, 2087 nucleotides long. Its product is annotated as auxin efflux carrier. Gene Ontology annotation, cellular component: membrane; endoplasmic reticulum. Gene Ontology annotation, biological process: transmembrane transport. The record is from RefSeq and is a predicted model, not a curated record. The transcript has 5 exons. The coding region runs from base 289 to 1806 and encodes 505 amino acids. NCBI's taxonomy places the organism in Eukaryota, Fungi, Chytridiomycota, Chytridiomycetes, Spizellomycetales, Powellomycetaceae.